Messenger RNA from Entelurus aequoreus (snake pipefish), 698 nucleotides. Its product is annotated as sec1 family domain-containing protein 2-like. The record is from RefSeq and is a predicted model, not a curated record. NCBI's taxonomy places the organism in Eukaryota, Metazoa, Chordata, Actinopteri, Syngnathiformes, Syngnathidae. The coding region runs from base 193 to 516 and encodes 107 amino acids. The transcript is spliced from 2 exons.
UACCAGCAACAUAAAGUGAAACAGAGGCAGAGGUGUCCUGCCACAGUCAGUAACAAAUAAACAGAAUACAGUAGUGGUGGUAAAUAGACACAAAGCUUCAUCAAACAUCUGAUCCACUGAACAAAGAGCUCCAAAAAUCUUGAUCCUACACGUGGCGGCCUUAAUUCUUUCGUGGCGGGCCGCCACAUAUAAAUGAAUGUGUGGGAAACACUGGCGUGUCCGAAGGCUGGAUGUAAGAAUACAAAUGAAUGCAAACGUGAGAAUAAGGCCCUGACAACCGACCUAUGCCAUCCCUACCUGCAGGUGAGCCGCCCACAUCCCAGCGACAACCCGCACCUCUUCCUCUUCCUGGUUGGCGGGGUCACGCCCUCAGAGCUCCGCCUCAUCAAGGAGACCGUGGCUACCUUAAAACCAGGAACUCAGGUGCUGGUUCUGUCCAAUAGGCUGCUCAGGCCCACCGACGUGCCCGACCUGCUCUUCGCCUCGCAGAGACUGGCGCCUGACAUCGGCGUCUGAGGAGGCGCACGUGUGCCCCUCUCAGGUCACGAGGACCGCCGUGUAACCGUGACAGUUGUGAGUCGGCUGCGACGUCCUCUUAUAGAAGGCACGGUGGUUUAUUUUUGGACUGUAUAUUAACACUCAAAUAUUCAAUGUUUCUUUUGGAUGCAUUAGGUGUCAAUAAAAGCUUUUCAGGCACA